UCAGAAAACACACCGCUUCCGAAUAAACCAUCCACUUCGCGUAUUACCAUGCAAAAUCAUUCUAAAGUGCUAAGUGUUCUUCUUUUCACAUAAGCCUGAGUAAAAAAUUCUGAUCAAGAGUAAUUUUUAAUCAGGAGGGAGUUUGAGGUAGUCAAGGUCAUUUUUUGAUUUUGUUAAUACUCGUUUUGCUUCACUCUCGGUGAAAUACGUGUACUGAUCAAAGCUAUUUGUGACUGAAUCCUUACCGAACAUCUUACUAGCCCAAUUGUUCCAAAAUACUAAUGGUACUACUUGGUGUGCAAAUUAGUUGUGAACUUACGAAUGUCACUAAUCUAAGUCCUUCAUGUGAUAAUUUUCGUUGGUAUUUAAAGGUAAAGUGCGGGAACUGCGGCGAAAAUACUCAUGAUUACGUAUACAUUAACAGUGUAGAAAAGACACCAAUUCAAGACAGUCGCGGGGAUGCGAAUUUAGUAAUCCGGUGUAAAUUUUGUAAACGAGUUUCAAAUGCUGAUAUUAUUCCUGGUAGCAUACUUCCAUACUCACUUGACGAUUCUGGUCAUUUCAAAACCAUUGCAAAAUUUGACUGUCGUGGUUUAGAAUUUACUGAGUUUUCUCCUCGUUGUGGUUGGUCUGCUUCAAGUGUCAACUCCGAUGCGGUUUUUGAUGACAUCUCAUUAACGGAUGAGAUUUGGUGUGAUUAUGAUGAGAAAGGUAAAUGUGAAGUCAGCAUACAAAAUUUUCAAAGUCAAAUAAUUAAAUUGAAAUGUUAAUAACUGAAUAUUUAUGAUCUGUUCACCUUCCUGUUUGUAUUAUGUAUAUUAUUAUUUCGAUAAUUGUUUUAUAUUAUUAUUGAAAAAUAAAAUACUCGUUCUGUUUUUGCCUAAAUUAUUGAUAUAAAUUUAUUCAUUUUAAACUUAUGAUAUCAAUGGAGUUCCAAAGAAUUUCAAUAUCUUUUUAUGACAGGAAUAAAAUUAAUUCGACUUGUUAUAAGAAAAUAAAGAUGACCGCUGUAAAAUAUUUAUUAGAUAUCAAAACUAAAUUUAAUAAUUAUAACCCAGAACUACCACAUAAAAUGUAACACAUAUACAUCGAUUCAAGUUGAUAUACUACUUUAGUAUAGUGAGAUGAAAUUAUUUCAAGAUAAAUCCCAGAGUAGUAGAAGUAGUAGUAAUAUUGAGAUGGUGGAGAAGAUUUGUAGCUCAGGUGGAUGAUUUUGGUGGAGUUUUGUUCUCAGCUCAGAGAACAAAACUCCACCAAAGUAAUAAUAUUGGUAGUAGCAGUAGGGAAGAUGAAGUAUAAAAAACAAAAUGUAUGAAGGGAUUUUUUGAUUUGGUUUCAAAAGGAAGACAAGGAGUGAAUGCACCAAUGCCAUUGAACACAAUUCUAAGGCUUUUCCCAAAGUAUGACCUUUGGUUACAGUAUUUAUGCGGACUUGAAAUAGUUAGUCUCCACGUAUUAAUGUUUCUGAGCCCGAUUGUCAGUGACAUAAUUGACUGUUGACAUGUUUUGGUUUGGCUACCCCUAGCUUUCUUCCAGCCUACAUUAGAAAACGCCCGUUGAGGUAGGCAGUGAUUUGGAAUAUGUGGUACAUAAUCCAGCCACUCCAGUUGGUGCAGUUUUACUAGCUCUUCGACUUAUUUAUCAUCUUUACUUAGUACCCUAACCUCAGCGUUGCUCACUCAGUGGUUCCUAUCUUAGAAGAAUGUCACCCCAAAUUAAUCCAUAACCAAGUGUUAUUUUAUCCUAACAACUAUGAAUAAGUUUAUUGAUAGGGGUUUGAAUUAUCCCAUUGCUGGUAUUUAGGACUGAAUGUUGGGUCUGUUGACAUUGUGCAUCCUGUGCUGAUUGGCU
Schistosoma haematobium is the source of this 1851-nucleotide messenger RNA. RefSeq lists its product as uncharacterized. Bases 282 to 770 code for a protein of 162 amino acids. The transcript has 6 exons. Gene Ontology annotation, molecular function: zinc ion binding. The record is from RefSeq and is a predicted model, not a curated record. Lineage: Eukaryota; Metazoa; Platyhelminthes; Trematoda; Strigeidida; Schistosomatidae.